CAUUAUCGGAACAUCCUUCGGUUUCGUUACAAAAUGUCUAAUAACAGUUUCAGAGUGCAACACUCGCUUCAAAGUGACUGUUCCGAUCGAUCCAAGUUCGAGUUUCCUGAUGCUUACUUCACUUUUGACGGCUGGUUGCAGGACGAUUAUACCGGAACUUCGACCCCAUGGCCUAUUGAGAACAAUUUUCAUCAAGCCAUUGAAGUACUUGAUGGUUUUGCCGGCAACAGUAGCCUACUUACUCGAGAAUCGUAUGAUAGUGGAGAAACUGAAACUACCGAAUCCAAAGAACGAUAUGCAUUCAAGACGAAGUCCGAGGUUGAUAUACUGGAUGAUGGGUACAGAUGGAGAAAGUAUGGGAAGAAGAUGGUGAAGAACAGCCCAAAUCCAAGGAACUACUACAGAUGUUUGUAUGAAGGAUGCUCCGUGAAGAAAAGAGUUGAAAGAGAUAAAGAGGAUUCGAGUUAUGUGAUUACAACUUAUGAGGGGAUUCAUAAUCACCCGAGCAUCUAUUGAGUCGGUGGUUUUCUUGUCGUCCUGCAUAAGGCCAAUAUCAACCUGCGUCGACGAUCACAUCAACUGCAUACUCGAGUCAUGUAUUAUCAUUAGGAAAUCUAAAUCCUUUACUAGGAUGGUGAGCAUACAACUGCGGCAGGAAUAAAACA
Molecule: messenger RNA, 665 nt
Organism: Hibiscus syriacus
Lineage: Eukaryota; Viridiplantae; Streptophyta; Magnoliopsida; Malvales; Malvaceae
Product: probable WRKY transcription factor 50
Exons: 4
Coding region: 34-516 (160 amino acids)
Biological process (GO): regulation of DNA-templated transcription
Molecular function (GO): DNA-binding transcription factor activity; sequence-specific DNA binding
Source: RefSeq, a predicted model, not a curated record